This is a messenger RNA of Plasmodium knowlesi strain H, 2265 nucleotides long. RefSeq names its product hydroxymethyldihydropterin pyrophosphokinase-dihydropteroate synthase, putative. Bases 1 to 2265 code for a protein of 754 amino acids. The transcript has 3 exons. Gene Ontology annotation, cellular component: mitochondrial envelope. Gene Ontology annotation, molecular function: dihydropteroate synthase activity; 2-amino-4-hydroxy-6-hydroxymethyldihydropteridine diphosphokinase activity. Gene Ontology annotation, biological process: tetrahydrofolate biosynthetic process. NCBI's taxonomy places the organism in Eukaryota, Apicomplexa, Aconoidasida, Haemosporida, Plasmodiidae. The record is from RefSeq and is a predicted model, not a curated record.
AUGGAGGAUUCCAACAGGUGGAACAGUACCCCAAGGAAUAUAGCCGUUUUAAACUUCGGCACCAAUGACAAACAGAAUUGCGUAACAAUUUUAGAAACAGCGCUAUAUCUGACGGAGAAGUAUCUUGGGAAAAUUAUCAACAGUUCUUACAUUUACGAAACUGUUCCGGAAUACAUCGUCCUGGAUGAAGCAAAGAAAAUUGGAAAGGUAAGAGAGGAGCAGGCCCCAAAUAAAAUUUCUUGGAUAAAGGAUUUGAUCGAGAAUGUAGAAAAAUCCAGAUACGAAGAAAGUGAAGAUUUAAUUUAUGAGUGCAAAGAACUGGAAAUGUUUUUAAAAAAUGAAAAAAUAAAUGAAAGCAUUAUCAAGGAAGUGAAUGUGAAGGAUUACGAAAAUGAAACAAGAAAAAUAAUCAAACAGAAUGAUGAAAUAAUGAAGACAAAUUUAGAAAAAUGUAAAGAUAAAUAUUACACCAGUUAUUUUUUUAACUUAGCAGUUGUAAUUCGGACCUUUGUUGAAGACCCCCUUACCAUGCUCGUAAUUUUAAAGUACAUAGAGCAAAUCAUGAAAAGAAGGGAAAGCAAAAAGUGUCAGGGAGAAAUAUUUGAAAAUCGCAUAAUAGACAUUGACAUAUUAUUUUUUAACAAUUACACAAUUUUUGAGAAAAGCAUAGAAUUAAAAAAAAAUGACAUACAUAAUAUAAUCAAAAAAUAUAUUCACAUAGAUCAUACUAGUGAUCAGAACCGCCUGGAAAUUAUUCAAAAUUUAAGCGACAAAAUCGAAUUCUUAUGUAUCCCUCAUGUGUACACAAAAUAUAGGUAUAGUAUCCUCCUCUGCUUAAAUGAUAUCAUUCCCGAGUAUAAGCACAACACAUUUGAUGAAACCAUUCGCUCAACCUAUAAAAAUUAUAUUAACAAAUUUGAAUAUAAGUAUCAAAUUAAUAUAAGGGAAAAUAAUAGGAAGCUAUAUGUCUUGAAAGAUAAAGUAUCAUACUUAAAGGAGAAAACUCAUAUAGUGGGCAUUUUGAAUGUUAACUACGAUUCCUUUUCUGAUGGUGGCUUGUUUGUUGAUCCUGUGAAAGCUGUGGACAGGAUAUUCGAAAUGACGAAUGAUGGGGCCACCGUGAUUGACAUCGGAGGUGAAUCAUCCGCUCCUUAUGUGGUCCCGAAUCCUAAUGUCACUGAACGCGAUUUGGUCAUCCCCGUGUUGAAGCUAUUUAAAGAGAAGUGGCAUGCUUUUGAACACGAGGUCGUCAAUAAUGCGGAGGGCUGCGCUAUAAUGGACGAUAACAAGAAAAACGCCCAGCGAGAUACAGAGGGGGCUACCAUCCUACAAAAAGUGAGAGACGCAAAACCGACCAUAAGUAUUGACACUGUGAAUUAUGAUCUGUUCAAAGAAUGCGUGGAAGACGAUUUGGUGGAUAUCCUAAACGAUAUCAGUGCGUGUACACACAACCCAGAUAUUAUAAAAUUAUUAAAAAGGAAAAAUAAAUUUUAUACUGUCGUUUUAAUGCACAAGAGGGGAAAUCCACACACCAUGGAUAAGUUAACAAAUUACGAUAACCUUAUAAAUGACAUUAAAAAGUAUUUAGAAGAUCGGUUAAAUUUCCUCGUUCUCAAUGGGAUACCACGUUACCGAAUUCUCUUUGAUGUUGGAUUAGGCUUUGCCAAAAAACACGACCAAUCUAUUAAGCUCUUGCAGAAUAUUCACGUUUAUGAUGAGUACCCGCUGUUUCUUGGAUACUCGAGGAAGCGAUUUAUUGUCCACUGCAUGGGAAAAAAUAGCGCUAGCAAUGGGGGCCUAGAACUGACUAAAGGGAAAUCCGACGUGCCCAACGGGAAGUCUGAACUGGCUAAUGGGAAGUCUGAACUGGCUAAUGGGAAGUCUGAACUGGCUAAUGGGAAGUCUGAACUGGCUAAUGGGAAGUCUGAACUGGCUAAUGGGAAGUCUGAACUGGCUAAUGGGAAAUCUGAACUGGCUAAUGGGAAAUCUGAACUGGCUAAUGGGAAGUCUGAACUGGCUAAUGGGAAGUUCGAACUGGCUAAUGGGCACUCCAAACUGGCGAAUGGUAACGCAUCACAACUGUGGAAUUUCAAAAUGAACCAUAUGCGUCAGGACAAGGAUCAGCUUUUGUACCAGAAAAAUAUUUGCGGCGGAUUGGCCAUUGCUUCCUACAGCUAUUACAAGAAGGUGGAUCUUAUCAGAGUUCACGACGUGUUAGAAACGAAGGCAGUUCUGGAUGUGCUUGCAAGCAUACAUGAAUCUUAG